GUACACCACCACGUAAUAAUAAUAUAAUAAUCCUUAUUUUAUGGUACUGUAAAUACAUCGAAUCUGUUAAUAACAAGAUAACACACAACCAAAAAGCGUGUAUGUUUACAAUAUUCAGUUCUCCCAACAUUUAUAUGUUCACCACGUUUGUAAGUGGAUAAUAGCCAUAUAAACAUAAUGUACAGGUAUUCAUAAAGGUAUACGAUAUAGUCAUACAGGUUUAUCGGCACAGGUGUAUGUGUUUGUUAGUAUGUGAUUUAUAAAUCUUUUGCGGUGUGUCGUAGAGGAACUGCUCUACGAGAUAAUAUAGUCAAAAAUAACGAAGAAAGAUCUUUUUCCUCCUAAAAUGAUAUAUUAUUAUUUGAAAUUAAAAUGAAUACUUUUGAUUUGACCAAGCUUAACUAUUAAUUAUUUUACCUACAGCUAUGGUUAUUGUGACUAGAGGGGAUUAUAUUUGGAUUGAACCAAUAUCUGGUAGAGAAUUUGAUGUUGCAAUUGGUGCCAAAGUAAUUUCAGCCGAAGGAAAAAGAAUUCAAGUAAAAGAUGAUGAUGGGAGGGAAUUGUGGCUCACUCCUGAGAGGAGGAUUAAAGCUAUGCAUCCUACCUCAAUUCAUGGGGUGGAAGACAUGAUAUCAUUGGGUGACUUACAUGAAGCAGGUAUCCUUAGAAAUCUACUCAUUCGUUAUAAUGAAAAUCUAAUUUAUACUUAUACUGGAUCAAUUUUAGUAGCUGUUAAUCCAUAUCAAAUUUUACCUAUUUAUACUGCUGAACAGGUAAAGUUGUACAAAGAUAGAAAAAUUGGUGAGCUUCCACCUCACAUUUUUGCUAUUGGUGAUAAUAGUUAUACACAUAUGAAAAGAUUUGGUCAAGACCAAUGUAUAGUUAUCAGUGGUGAAAGUGGUGCUGGUAAAACUGAAAGUACUAAAUUAAUCUUACAAUAUUUAGCUGCUAUUAGUGGCAAACAUUCUUGGAUUGAACAACAAAUAUUAGAAGCGAAUCCAAUUCUUGAAGCGUUUGGUAAUGCUAAAACAAUAAGAAAUGAUAAUUCAUCUAGAUUUGGAAAAUAUAUUGAUAUUCAUUUUAAUCAUUCUGGUGUUAUUGAAGGAGCAAAAAUUGAACAAUAUCUUCUUGAAAAAUCUCGAAUUGUUUCCCAAUCACAAGAUGAACGGAACUACCAUAUAUUUUAUUGUUUACUAGCUGGUUUAUCUUCUGAAGAUAAAGAUAGAUUGGAACUUUCUGAUGCAUCACACUAUAAAUACCUUACUGGGGGUGGUAGUAUUACUUGCGAAGGCCGUGAUGACGCAGCUGAAUUUUCAGAUAUAAGAUCAGCAAUGAAAGUAUUAUUAUUUUCUGAUCAAGAAAUUUGGGAAAUUUUAAAACUUCUAGCUGCGUUGCUUCAUAUUGGAAAUAUAAAAUAUAAAGCAGCAAUAAUUGACAAUUUAGAUGCUACUGAAAUUCCUGAUCGUACAACUGUCACUAGAGUUGCCAAUUUAGUAGGAGUUCCUGUUCAAUCUUUAAUUGAUGCUUUGACUAGAAAGACUAUUUUCGCUCAUGGUGAAACUGUGAUUUCAACUCUUUCUAGGGAACAAUCUGUUGAUGUGAGGGAUGCAUUUGUUAAAGGAAUUUAUGGGCGAUUAUUUGUUCAUAUUGUUAGUAAAAUUAACAAUGCUAUAUAUAAACCUAAAAGUUCUAAAAGGAGUGCAAUAGGAGUUCUAGAUAUAUUUGGUUUUGAAAAUUUUAAAAAUAAUAGUUUUGAGCAAUUUUGUAUAAAUUUUGCAAAUGAAAAUCUUCAACAAUUUUUUGUCCAACAUAUAUUUAAAUUAGAACAACAAGAAUACAAUCAUGAACACAUAAGUUGGCAACAUAUUGAAUUUGUUGAUAACCAAGAUGCUUUAGAUCUUAUUGCCACCAAACAGCUGAAUAUAAUGGCUCUUAUUGACGAAGAAUCUAAAUUUCCAAAGGGUACUGAUCAAACUAUGUUGGCAAAAAUGCAUAAAACACAUGGUAAUCAUAGAAACUAUUUAAAACCCAAAUCUGAUAUGAAUGCGUCUUUUGGAUUAAAUCAUUUUGCUGGUGUUGUAUUUUAUGAUACUAAAGGUUUUCUUGAAAAAAAUCGAGAUACAUUUAGUGCUGAUCUUUUGCAACUUAUACAUAUUUCAUCCAACAAAUUUUUAAAAGUAUUAUUUGCUGAAGAUAUUGCUAUGGGAUCUGAGACAAGGAAAAGAGCUCCAACUUUGUCCACACAAUUCAAAAAAUCAUUAGAUUUAUUAAUGAAAACUCUUAGUACUUGUCAACCAUUUUUUAUUCGUUGUAUAAAGCCAAAUGAAUUAAAAAAGCCAAUGGUUUUUGAUAGAGGAUUGUGCUGUCGGCAACUUAGGUAUUCUGGUAUGAUGGAAACAAUUCGAAUUAGGCGUGCAGGUUAUCCAAUUAGACAUGGCUUUAGAGAAUUUAUUGAACGUUAUCGGUUUUUAAUACCUGGAAUACCUCCUGCUCAUAAGACUGAUUGUAAAAAAAUGACUGCACAUAUUUGUCAAGCUGUUUUAGGACAAUCUGAUUAUCAGCUAGGAAAUUCUAAAAUUUUUCUAAAAGAUGCUCAUGAUUUAUUCUUAGAGCAAGAGCGAGAUCGGGUAUUAACUAAAAAAAUAAUAAUAAUUCAAAAAUCUAUUAAAGGAUGGGUUUAUAGGCGAAGAUUCUUACAAAUGCGGUCUGCUGCUGUAUUGGUUCAAAAAUACUGGAGAGGAUAUUCACAGAAAAAAAAAUACCGCCAAAUGCUUGUGGGGUAUUUAAGAUUACAAGCAGUUAUUAGAUCACGUGUUUUAUCUCAUAGAUUUAAACAUUUACGUGGACAUAUAGUUGGAUUACAAGCACAAUCUCGUGGAUAUCUAGUCAGGAGAAUGGUUACCAAAAAAAUGUGGGCCAUAGUUAAAAUUCAAGCUCAUGUCAGAAGAAUUAUUGCUCAAAAACGUUUCAAUAAAAUUAAAUUUGAAUAUAGAACACAAAUAGAAGCCUUAAAAUUGAAAAAUAAAGAAGAAAGAGAACUUAAAGAAGCUGGAAAUAAAAGAGCUAAAGAAAUUGCUGAAAAAAAUUACAGGAAUCGAAUGGAGGAAUUGGAAAGAAAAGAACAUGAAAUUGAAGAAGAGGAAAAAAGGCAAAUGGAAUUUAAGAAAAAUUUAAUUAGUAAUGCAGCCAGGAAACAAGAUGAACCAGUUGAUGACAGUAAACUGGUUGAAGCAAUGUUUGAUUUCUUACCAGAUUCAAGUAGUGAGCCUCUAAUGCCUACUAGAGGAACAUCUGUUUUCAUGGAUCUUCCUACAUCAAGAUCUGAUGAUCAACAAGAUGUUAUUAGUGAUAUACAACCAAUUCUUGAAGAUGAAGAAGAUUUGUCUGAAUUUAAAUUCCAAAAGUUUGCCGCAACUUAUUUCCAAGGAAAUAUAAAUCAUCAAUGUUCUAGGAAACCCUUAAAACAUUCUUUAUUGCCACUUCAUACUCAAGGAGAUCAAUUGGCUGCUCAAGCUCUUUGGCUAACAAUAUUAAGAUUCUGUGGUGAUUUGUCCGAACCACGUUAUCAUACUAUGGAAAGAGAUACAACCUCUGUUAUGUCUAAAGUAACUGCAACAUUAGGACGAAAUUUUAUUCGUAGCAAAGAAUUUCAUGAAGCUCAAAUGAUUGGUAUGGAUCCGGAGAGUUUUUUAAAAUCUAAACCACGUUCUAUACGUCAUAAAUUAGUUUCAUUAACAUUAAAGCGAAAAAACAAGUUAGGUGAAGAUGUUCGAAAAAGAUUACAAGAUGAUGAAUAUGCUGCAGAUAGUUAUCAAUCUUGGUUAGAUACACGUCCAACAUCAAAUUUAGAAAAAUUACAUUUUAUUAUUGGUCACGGCAUUUUAAGAGCUGAAUUAAGAGAUGAAAUUUACUGUCAAAUCUGUAAGCAGCUAUCUGCAAAUCCAUCAAAAUCUUCUCAUGCUAGAGGAUGGAUUUUACUUUCACUUUGUGUAGGAUGUUUUGCUCCUUCAGAAAAAUUUGUUAACUAUCUCAGAGCAUUUAUAAGAGAAGGCCCACCUGGUUAUGCUCCUUAUUGUGAAGAUCGUUUAAAGAGAACAUUCAAUAAUGGAACCAGAAAUCAACCUCCAAGCUGGUUAGAAUUACAAGCAACAAAAUCAAAAAAACCAAUUAUGCUACCUAUUACAUUUAUGGAUGGAAAUACAAAAACUUUGUUAGCUGAUUCUGCUACUACAGCUAGAGAACUUUGUAAUCAGCUAUCGGACAAAAUAGGAUUACGAGAUCAAUUUGGGUUUUCUUUAUAUAUUGCAUUAUUUGAUAAGGUAUCUUCUUUGGGAAGUGGUGGUGAUCAUGUAAUGGAUGCUAUAUCUCAAUGUGAGCAAUAUGCUAAAGAACAAGGUGCCCAAGAACGCAAUGCUCCAUGGAGACUGUUUUUUAGAAAAGAAAUUUUUGCACCCUGGCAUGAACCAACUGAAGAUCAAGUUGCCACAAACCUUAUAUAUCAACAAGUUGUAAGAGGUGUGAAAUUUGGUGAAUAUCGAUGUGAUAAGGAAGAAGAUUUAGCUAUGAUUGCUGCUCAACAGUAUUACAUUGAACACAACACUGACCUCAAUACUGAGAGGUUACUAAACUUGUUGCCAAAUUAUAUACCUGAUUAUUGUUUAACAAAUGCUGAGAAGUCUAUAGAACGUUGGAAUACAUUAAUUAUUCAAGCAUAUAAAAAGAGUUAUUAUUUGAAAGAAAAUGUUGCUCAAUUAAGAGUUAAAGAAGAUGUUGUAAGUUAUGCAAAAUUUAAAUGGCCUCUGCUUUUCUCCAGAUUUUAUGAAGCAUAUAGAAAUUCAGGGCCAAAUCUACCUAAAAAUGAUGUCAUAAUUGCUGUAAAUUGGACUGGAGUUUAUGUUGUUGAUGAUCAAGAGCAAGUAUUGUUAGAAUUAUCUUUUCCAGAGAUAACCACGGUUUCAAGUCAAAAGACAACAAAAGUUUUUACUCAAACUUUUACGUUAUCAACUGUUCGUGGUGAAGAAUUUACAUUUCAAAGUCCUAAUGCAGAGGAUAUUAGAGAUUUAGUUGUUUACUUUUUAGAAGGAUUAAAAAAACGUUCUACAUUUGUGAUUGGUGUUCAAGACUAUAAAGCACCUGGAGAGGGGUCUUCAUUUUUAAAUUUUCAAAAGGGAGAUUUAAUAAUAUUAGAAGAAGAAAGUACUGGUGAAACUGUAAUGACAUCAGGCUGGUGUGUUGGUUAUUGUGAUAGAACAGGGGAAAGAGGUGAUUUUCCGGCUGAAACAGUUUAUGUAUUACCUACUUUAUCUAAACCACCUUCAGAUAUUUUAGCAUUAUUUAGUUUAGAAGCUGCAGAUCAGAGUCGCAAAUUAUAUUCUCAGCAAAUUAAUGGUACAGAGCCUAGAGAGAAACCUCAUAGUUUAAUAGAAUAUGCUAUUGAUCAUUUUCGGGCACCUCCAAAGCGUACUGUUUCAAAAGCAUUGACAUUAAGUUCUGCGAGACGUGGUAAUAAUGAUGAUUUAUGGCGUCACACUAGAGAACCAAUGAAACAGCCAUUAUUAAGAAAACUAGCUGGUAAGGAAGAAUUAGCAGAAGAAGCUUGUUUUGCAUUUGCAGCCAUGUUAAAAUACACUGGUGACUUACCAUCUAAAAGAAGAAUGCCAAAUGAAUACACUGAUCAAAUAUUUGAUGGUCCUUUAAAACAUGAAAUAUUAAGGGAUGAAAUUUAUUGUCAAUUAAUGAGACAGUUAACAGACAACCGAAAUAGAUUAAGUGAAGAAAGAGCUUGGGAAUUAAUGUGGUUGGCAACUGGUUUAUUUGCUUGUAGUCAAAACUUACUAAAAGAGCUCAAUUUGUUUUUACGUACUAGAAGACAUCCAAUAUCACAGGAUUCUUUGCAGCGUUUGCAAAAAACUAUACGCAAUGGUCAAAGAAAAUACCCACCUCAUCAAGUAGAAGUUGAAGCUAUUCAACAUAAGACUACUCAAAUAUUUCAUAAAGUUUUCUUCCCUGAUGACACAGAUGAAGCAUUUGAGGUAGAUUCAUCUACAAGAGCAAAGGAUUUUUGUACUAGUAUUUCACAAAGAUUAACUUUACGAUCGAGUGAAGGUUUUAGUUUGUUUGUAAAAAUUGCUGAUAAAGUAAUAUCAGUUCCAGAAGGUGACUUUUUCUUUGAUUUUGUUCGACAUCUUACAGAUUGGAUUAAAAAAGCAAGACCAACUCGUGAUGGAGCAGUGCCACAAUUUACUUACCAAGUUUUCUUUAUGAAAAAAUUGUGGACCAACACAGUACCCGGAAAAGAUAGAAAUGCUGAUUUAAUAUUUCAUUUUCAUCAAGAACUUCCUAAACUUUUACGAGGAUACCAUAAAUGUUCAAAAGAAGAAGCAGCAAGGUUAGCUGCUUUGGUAUAUAGAGUCAGAUUUGGUGAAAGUAAACAAGAACUUCAAGCUAUACCGCAAAUGUUGCGGGAACUAAUACCUGGAGACUUGUAUAAAACACAAAAUCCAGCUGAUUGGAAAAAAUUAAUUGUUUUAGCAUAUAAUCAGGACUUGGGCAUGACUCCAGAAGAAGCAAAAAUAACAUUUCUCAAAAUUAUUUAUCGGUGGCCUACUUUUGGUUCAGCAUUUUUUGAAGUUAAACAGACUACUGAACCUAAUUAUCCUGAAUUGUUAUUAAUAGCAAUCAACAAGCAUGGUAUCAGUCUUAUUCAUCCACAAACUAAAGAAAUUUUAGUAACUCAUCAAUUUACUAGAAUAUCUAACUGGUCAUCUGGAAAUACAUAUUUUCAUAUGACUAUUGGAAAUUUGGUCCGUGGGUCUAAGUUACUAUGUGAAACAUCACUUGGUUACAAAAUGGAUGAUCUGCUAACAUCAUACAUAUCAUUGAUGCUAUCCAAUAUGAACAAACAGCGAACAAUUAAAUGAACAAAUUCAACCAAAGUAUUUUACUGAUUUUUUUUAAACUAUUUUUGUUAUUAUCAUUGUAUUCUUUUAGUCACUUAUUCAUCACAUAACUUAAGUGUUAAAACUGUAUAAAAGUAUUAUUUGAAUAGUUUUAAGAGUAUUUUAAUAGUUAAUAUGUGCCUAUGGUUGUUAAAAUGUAAUAUGUUACUUAAUAGAUGUUUUAUAGAUUUUUUAAUUAAUGCAUCACCAUUUAGGAAUUCCGUCCAACAUUUUAUGCAGUUAACAAUCUUAUAUUUUAAUUAUAAUUAUAUCUACACUUUUUAUCAAAUGUCAUAUUUAAUUAGAACUAACUUAGAGUUUGAUAACUUUGUUCAAAUUAUUUUUCAUUUUAGUGCAAUUAAUCUUAUUAAUGAAAUUAUUUAUUUUAUUUAUUUUUGUGGGAAGUAUUUAAAUUGAAGGGAUUUUUAUUGAAUUUAUACUUUAUGAAAA
Molecule: messenger RNA, 7388 nt
Organism: Daktulosphaira vitifoliae (grape phylloxera)
Lineage: Eukaryota; Metazoa; Arthropoda; Insecta; Hemiptera; Phylloxeridae
Gene: ck
Product: myosin-VIIa
Exons: 36
Coding region: 426-6920 (2164 amino acids)
Cellular component (GO): cytoskeleton; myosin complex
Molecular function (GO): cytoskeletal motor activity; protein binding; ATP binding
Source: RefSeq, a predicted model, not a curated record